Molecule: messenger RNA, 340 nt
Organism: Culex quinquefasciatus (southern house mosquito)
Lineage: Eukaryota; Metazoa; Arthropoda; Insecta; Diptera; Culicidae
Exons: 2
Coding region: 8-322 (104 amino acids)
Source: RefSeq, a predicted model, not a curated record
UGACUCGAUGGCGAAGGAGUUGGCGGCGCGACGCCGGAAGAUGCUCGCUUCCGGCGGUUGUUACAGCCCGCCGUACGAGGGUUGUAGCUCGGAGGGAGUGGCGGCGACGGGAGGAUGCCGGAUUGGGGUGCCGCUGAUCGGGGAGGACAUUCAGUACGGGGGUGGCGAUUGUGGUGGGAAGAGGAGCGCUGCGGAGCUCAAGAAACCUUCCUGUGAGCAAGAUUGUUCCGACGUGACGACCCGUCCAAAGUGUGAAGCUUCCCAGCCGCCAGCGAAGGUCUUCAAAGAUUUCACUUUCUUCGUUUUCUUGAAACAAGAUUGAAGGAUUUUACAGCGAUUU